Messenger RNA from Otolemur garnettii (small-eared galago), 1378 nucleotides. RefSeq names its product chloride nucleotide-sensitive channel 1A (gene CLNS1A). The transcript is spliced from 6 exons. The coding region runs from base 89 to 628 and encodes 179 amino acids. Gene Ontology annotation, biological process: spliceosomal snRNP assembly; mRNA cis splicing, via spliceosome; cell volume homeostasis. Gene Ontology annotation, cellular component: spliceosomal complex; cytosol; pICln-Sm protein complex. The record is from RefSeq and is a predicted model, not a curated record. Lineage: Eukaryota; Metazoa; Chordata; Mammalia; Primates; Galagidae.
GAGUGCCACCGCUUCCAGGGCUGGCCGCGGCGUGGGACAGCUGUACCCCGGCUCCCUCUGGGUGUGUGUUGCCGCAUUCCCUGCUGCGAUGAGCUUCCUCAAAAGCUUCCCUCCGCCGGGGCCUGCCGAGGGGCUCCGGCAGCAGCAGCCGGACACUGAGGCUGUGCUGAACGGGAAGGGCCUCGGCACCGGUACCCUUUACAUCGCCGAGAGCCGCCUGUCUUGGUUAGAUGGCUCUGGAUUGGGAUUCUCAUUGGAGUACCCCACCAUUAGUUUACAUGCUGUGUCCAGGGACCUAAAUGCCUAUCCACGAGAGCAUUUGUAUGUUAUGGUGAAUGCCAAAUGUGGAGAAGAAUCAAAAGAAUCUGUGGCUGAUGAAGAAGAAGACGACAGUGAUGAUGAUGUUGAACCUAUUACUGAAUUUAGAUUUGUGCCUAGUGAUAAAUCAGCAUUGGAGGCAAUGUUCACUGCAAUGUGUGAAUGCCAGGCCUUGCAUCCAGAUCCUGAGGAUGAAGAUUCAGAUGAUUAUGAUGGAGAGGAAUAUGAUGUGGAAGCACAUGAUGGGAUGGAAGUGGAUACUACACCAACAGUUGCUGGACAGUUUGAGGAUGCAGAUGUUGAUCACUGAAAAUGGUUUAUGUUGUUUGAAGAUUCUGCUCAUAACUGUAGGAGAGAAUUUGGUGCCUCUUCCACUCUGGAGUGGGUUGAUGACAAGUCUUUUUCCUUCUCCAAAAUUCACCUGAACCAGUUCUUUCUUGAGACAGACUGUACUGAGACAUGUUGUCACCAGCAGAAUUUUAUUAACAAAGGUGAAUUAACUUAACCAAGAGGGUACUUGUAGUUCAUUAUCUACCCCCCAAAACUUUCUGUGUCUAGGGUACCCUCUGGGGAAGUCUGUAAUUCCUGCUUUUACUGUAUGCAUCUUCUGUCAGCUAGUAGGCCUAUGUGGUGAAAACACACAGGAGCUUGGAGGUACAGGUAGACUAGGUGGGAGAGAGAGGUUGAAGCUAAGAAAUGCUUCUUUGGGGUUAGGAUACCCAUACUCCUAAAAAGAAAGGUCUCAGAGGAAUCCUAGCCUCUGCUCAUUCUUCACACGGACCAGAGUCUUCUAUUAAUUUGGGGCCUAGAUUAAUUAAUUGAGGCAUUUCUAGGUAACCUCUUUAGUAAUAUCCCAGCCACAUAUGCUACCAGAUUUUGCUCCUUUGUCCUGUUUCAUCAGUCUGCUCUGUUACAACCUCUUCAGUUGUAUCCUUUACUUUCCAACAUCUUAAGUUAGUUCUGUAACGGAAAAAGUGAAACUGGGAUGAAAUCCAAAUGGUGAUUGUUUUGUCUUUGUAAUAGCUUAACAAAUAAAUCUAGGUUUUCUAUAUUACUGGGC